Molecule: messenger RNA, 2649 nt
Organism: Branchiostoma floridae (Florida lancelet)
Lineage: Eukaryota; Metazoa; Chordata; Leptocardii; Amphioxiformes; Branchiostomatidae
Exons: 2
Coding region: 1-2649 (882 amino acids)
Molecular function (GO): protein binding
Source: RefSeq, a predicted model, not a curated record
AUGGCUGUAAAAUGGGUGGCGAAGUUCUGUCUAGUGUUGGUUGUAGUACGUUUGAUAGUGCCGUGUGUAGAGGCAGGAGACUGGCAACACUGUCAGAAUGUAUCACCGCUGAGAUGUAGUGUUGGGGACAGCCGUAAUGGUGGAUCAAAGUACCGGUAUGACAUUGCCGGCUAUGAGUCCAGGUGGAACAGAGACCCAAAUUCUUAUGAUAGUUACCAAGGGCCUUUCAAGCACAACGGCAUGUACCCAUACCCAGCCUUCAUGUCCUGUUACGACUGUGCAGGUAACGGAAGCGUGUCAGGUAGCUCUGUCACUGGUGAAGUCCAGGGUGUCACUUUGAGUCCCUCUCAACAAGACAUCACUGUACUUGUCAUAGCCGAUAACAACGUUGGCACAAUGACUAAAGCUGACGCCACAGCUAUCUCAAAGAUGCCACGCGGUAGAGACUGUAGACUAUGGCUGGUAAACUGUAACAUAACGACCAUAGAGGCAGGCGCGUUUGCUAAGCUUCCACAGGUGGAGACCCUGGUCAUCUGGCGGAGCAACCUUCAGGCCCUGAGAAGCGGCACGUUUGAGGGGAUGAAGGGCCUCCAAAAGCUGCUGCUGUUGGGCAACAACAUAACCUGUCUGGAGGCAGGUGCCUUUGACGGCUUGCCGCUGCUGCGGUUCCUCUAUCUCGUGGACAACCAGAUCCUGACGAUGGCACCCGGCAUGCUGCGUGGACUACAGCUGGACUGGCUGGACGUAAGUGCGAAUUCUAUCUGGUACAUAGCGCCUGGGGUACUGCAGGGAACGCAGACCGUAUGGCGUGUUGAUAUCGCUGAGAAUAGGCUUCAGUCAGUCAGCGUAGACAUGUUUCCUGAGCUUGCAAAUAUGCGGAGCUUGCUCUUGCAGUACAAUGAAAUCUCUUGGAUUGCAGAUGGCUCGUUCCACUCAAACAAGCGACUGGAUUCUCUAAAUUUGGCGGGGAACAGGCUGACUUUUCUGUCAGGGCUUUGGUUUAAACCAACGAGAACAGUCAAUGUCGCUUUGAAAGGAAAUGCUAUAGCCGUUGCGUAUCUAGGGAGGGAAGACCUACUACUGAAAGUUUUAUUGCCGGACAAUCCCCUGCGCUGUACGUGUGCUAACAUUGGGCUGUAUGAACAUCUGUGGAGGCGCUUUACGUGCGGUAGGGGUCCUCAUCCCCGGUAUGCUAAGAUGUCCCUACCGACAGGGUGUCCCGCCGCGUCCCUGAUGGAAUGGCCUCCUGUACAGGUUAAUGUCAGCUCCCUACCCUGCCCGGCACCUUUUGUGGAGUUUGUAAACGUAGAGCAAAAUCACGAGUCCCAAGAAUAUGAAGCCGUUGGUAACGUGUACUGGGAGGACCUGCCCCAAGUGUCCUGGGCCUUUGCCAAUGGGUCAGAAUACUCGAUGAACAUAACAUACAACACAAACACGACGACACACGCCAGUCUGGCAAUAGGCAACCUAACUGUGAGGGUGGGGACCUACAUAAGGGCUGAUGGGUGGGUGAAAUGUAGAGAAGAAUGGAACCCAAGCGAAAAUCAGGGAUCUAGGAAACAAGAAAAAUGUUCCAACUACAUGGGGAAGUCAAGCUUCACUCUUUGGCUCAGCACCGCCAGUAGCUUCUCUUUCUGGAACCUCAGCUGUUCGGCGAUCUCAGAAGUCGGUUCUUAUACCGCAUACUUUGACGGGAGGGAGGGCAUGCACUUCUCACAACCUUUCACCACACCACAGCUACUGACACAACCCACAAACCACACACGACCAGCAACAGCCGACACACAGCCUCUGUCUACACCCCUGUCCUACAUAGUCUUGCUUCCGGGCAACCACAACCAAAAGUACGUUUCCGAGUCUACAUGGCUGAUUGUGUUCGCUUCUUUGGCGGCAGUUCUGAUGAUACUCACGAGGGUAGCAUGGGAGUAUACCACCGGGGUCAAAUGGGCAGCAGGGCUAGAGAACAAUUCAGCAGCAGAACAGGCACUUGCGCCCCGAGAAGGCGUGGCACGCUUGCCUUCUGGGCCGAGCGCGAUCGUCCCCUAUGCCGUAGUCUACGACAAUGCAGGUGCAAACAGUGGAGACCCAGAUGACCAGAUUGCCCCGUACGCCAUAACGUACGAUGUCGAAGACGAUGAGAUCACACCGUACGCUGAAGGUCACUUUCGCGAUCACGACAGUUUGUGCGAGUCAGACGCUUCUGACUCUUCGGAAGCUGUCCCGUACGGUGUGAGUAAGCUGUGCGACAAGUAUGUCAGUGGUGACCGUACAGAAACCCGAGAUAGCACGCCUGGUACCUAUAGAAGCGACAACGUUGCUAGUGGGGGCCCCGUUUCCAAAAUGUAUGGCAAAGAUGAACCAAAGGAAACUAUCCUAGAUGAUCCCGUGUCGGUUAGGGUCCUCACUGAUCAGGGAAGCCCGUCCCCUUUGCCAAACUCAGACCGUAGCGAAGCGACUUGCUCCACGGCCUCUUCGCUACCAGAGGCCGCCGCGGAUGGCGCUCACGCCGCUACCCCGAAAGAGACCGAAACACCCGGUUCCGAGGAGUCCGUUAUGGACGACUCAGGAAGCGAGCAGGGGGGUUCUGGUGUUAACGGGGAAGAAGGCAAAAAGUCUGUUUCAGACGAAACGGCCUCUAUGGCCGAAUGA